Messenger RNA from Odobenus rosmarus divergens (Pacific walrus), 1417 nucleotides. RefSeq lists its product as uncharacterized. Bases 1 to 1359 code for a protein of 452 amino acids. Lineage: Eukaryota; Metazoa; Chordata; Mammalia; Carnivora; Odobenidae. The record is from RefSeq and is a predicted model, not a curated record. The transcript is spliced from 8 exons.
AUGGGGCCUUCUGAAAUGCAUAAGGAGCAGCUGGAGAUGCUCGUGAAGAGGCAACACCGCGAGGAGGGAGGGACUGCAACACGCCAGCGGGACUGGGCCCCCGCGGUGCGCCGCAGCUUUUGCCCCGUCGAACGCUCCAGAGCGCAUGCCCAGAGCGGUGGGCAUUGUCACGUGCGGCCGCCUCGCGCGGAUUGGCCCCCCGCCCGCGAGCUCCGGGGGGAUUGGCUAGAGCGGUCGGGGCGGUGGCGGCGGCACGCGGAGGGAGGCUGCGUCGGUGCGGCGGCUGUGGGGCAGAGAGCAGGUGCGUCCCCGCGGUCCCCGCCCCGCCACCCACGGCGAUCCGAUCCCUGGCCCUCGGGACCUGCCCCUGUCCCCCGGCCCGAGGCGGGUUGGGGGGUCGGCACGCCUGGAGCCUCGGUGGCCCCGCCCCGACGGCCGCUCCGCCCCCAGGCCGCCCAGGCCCGCCCUCAGCUCCUCGGGGAUGGAGGUCCUGGACGAGUUCGACAGCGAGUUGCCCCAGAGUGUGACCUUCUGCCAGCUCAUCUCCGAGGAGGACUUCGAGAGGCAGGCGGCCACCUACACGGAGCGCGCGCUGCGCCGCCUCUUCCGCAGCAUCGACCGCAACCCGGCGCUGGCCGAGAGGGUGGUGCGCAAGGGCAAGCUGGCCGAGCAAAGUUCUUCUGUGCAGUUCAGGGGGAGCUGAAUUGUUGCAACAGCAUGGGUGCCCUGGAAAUGCACCAGCGCCUGGAGCAGCUGAAGAGGAGCAUUCACCGCGUGCACCUCUACUCUCAGGAUGCCAAGAAGAAGAGAAGAAAGCCAAAGCCGAAGAAACCAGAACCCAUCCUCUUGCGAGACCGCGCAACCUCCCCAUGCCUGCCACCAGCCCUGCUGCCGCCUCCACCGCUGCUGUCACCUGCCACCACCAUGGCCUCCGUGGUGGCCCCAUCACCCCCUGUCUACACUAUGCCUCGGGUCUUUGGCCCCUUCCCUCCGCUGCCCAGCAAGUCGAUGGAGAAGUUGGAGGUUGCAAGGUCAGAAGUGAAAUUGAACUGGCCUGGCCUGUCAUCGAACCCAAAGAGACACAUGGUUGAUCUGACCCCCUUGGUCCUCAACCCCGGAGGCUUCCAUUUCUCGUACCUGGCUGGAAACAGUGCACACAAGCUCCGUUGCCCUGGCUUCCCCUGGACCUCGGCUUGUAGUGGUCCCCCCAGUACUGAGGAGACACCACUCCCUCCUGUGAAGGCCUCCAUCUUCACCCCGCCUGUCUUGCUCAAGUUCCAGCCUGUGCCAAGACCCAAAGAUGACUCUGAGAACGACCCUAGCAGCACAGAGUCUGGGACCCCCAAGAGGGGCCCAUAACCUCUUCCCUAUAGACCAUGGCUAAAGGAAUGAAUAAAGUUCUCGCGGAGGUGCCUUA